GGAUAGUUAGGUUAGGUUCGUAUUCUUGUCAGGUUCGUAUUCUUGUAAAAUAGAGAAUUCAACUGAGAAGUAUCCGAAACUGAUUAUUAAUCAGAUUAAUCUAUAAAUCUAUUGGAAAAUGCCACCACAUGGGGGACAUGGAAGUACUUGUUGCGAAGGGGACAGCCAUAAGAAUGAAACACAAGAAAUGGGUGUUGAAUACAGUCUUUAUACCAAAAUCAAUAAAGACAACUUGGAAUGUUUGAAUGAGGAAUGUGAGGGUUCUGGAAAAACAAUUUUCAAACCAUGGGAGGAGAGGCUCAACUUUGAUACAGUUGUAGAGUCAGAUGCUGAUGCAGAAUUGUUAUUUAAUAUUCCAUUUACUGGUAACAUCAAACUGAAAGGUAUUAUUGUUGUGGGAGAGGACAAUGAAACUCACCCAUCUAGAAUGCGAAUAUUCAAAAAUAGGCCUUCAAUGACAUUUGACGAUGUUUCAAUACCACCAGAUCAAGAGUUUGUUCUUCACCAUGAUACUCAGGGUUCUUUAGAAUAUGCCACAAAGGUUGUGACUUUCAAUAAUGUACAUCAUUUAACCCUACACUUUCCAAGUAAUUUUGGUGGUGAAAAAACAAAAAUUUAUUAUAUAGGUUUACGAGGUGAAUUUUUUGUGUCCCAUCAUCAUGGAGUGACAAUCUGCAAUUACGAGUCUGCACCUAACAUAUCUGAUCAUAAAAAUCAGUUGGAUGAAAUUUCUGGCCAUGCUGUACAAUAAAUAAAAAUCUUCAAAAAAAGGUGUUCAUAACAUAUGUGAUAUAAACACAAGAAAUUAUCGAGUCACUUUUAUAGUAAUAUUUUUUGGAAUUUGUUAUGUAUUUAUUUUUUAUUUUGUGUGUUCAUCUAACAUGAAAGCUUAACUAAAUAAUCUAACUGGUUUUUCACUACUGUUUUUUUUUUCCAGACAUUGUUGUUUUGAGUUUUGAUUGAAAGCAAUAAAUAAUUCAUUUAUUA
Coccinella septempunctata (seven-spotted ladybird) is the source of this 987-nucleotide messenger RNA. RefSeq names its product PITH domain-containing protein GA19395. The transcript has 4 exons. The record is from RefSeq and is a predicted model, not a curated record. Lineage: Eukaryota; Metazoa; Arthropoda; Insecta; Coleoptera; Coccinellidae. Bases 119 to 751 code for a protein of 210 amino acids. Gene Ontology annotation, cellular component: nucleus.